GGAAGAAGGUGACGCUGAAUUAUCGAACGCUUACUUAGUUAUCGGCUGGGGAGGCUUAAAUCGAGACAACAACAUCAAGCCCUAGCUAGCGAGGGGCGAAGAUAUUACAUCUCAUAAAUACGUGAACAUGUUGAUGCAUCCACUUUGAACAUAAAGGCAGAUAUCCAACUAAACCGAACAGGACUACUGCAGUACCUCAUCAUUGUUGACACUGCCUCCACCAUUGCCUCUUCUGCCGUGGCACUGGAACAUGAAGAAUGUCUGCUGUAUUACCAAAGACUGACCAGAAGGAAGCAAUGAGGGGCUUUGGGGGAAGUUGCCAAGCUGCGUUGUGGAUCCAGUAGCUGGGAUUCAGAGUGCUUGUUGUGUAUGAGUGUGUGUUUGUGUGUGCGUGGGUGCAUGCUAGCACAACCUGUCCCCUUCAGGCAGGGACAUGCUACUCUGAUAUUGGAGUUGGAGAAGAAAGGAGUCGACCUCCAUAAACGAGGAGAAGAAAGAAGAGAAGAGCGUAUGCAGUACAACAUUGCCAGAUAUAAAUACUGUGUGUUUUGGCUGCAGUUUAACCCAGUGGAAGUGGCUUUUAAUACACUGCACAUUUCUAUAAAACACCUUUCCUCUGUCUUUGUAUCGCCUCCCUCCCCCCUAAGAGUCCUUGUUGUUUUGGCGCCUCUGUGAUUUGCAUGGCCGGGGAGUAAUCGUGGAGAGGCCAGGGUAUCACAAGCUUAUGGAUUUUGACAAGAAGGUGGGUAAGGGAGAGACGGAGGAAGGGAAAAAUAUGUCUAAGGCAGCUGGCAGCAGGACUGUCCGGGGUACAGGGACCAACUCUGGGGUUCUUAUGGUUGGCCCAAACUUCCGCGUCGGAAAAAAAAUCGGCUGUGGCAAUUUUGGAGAGCUGCGGCUGGGGAAGAACCUCUACACCAACGAAUAUGUGGCCAUCAAAUUGGAACCAAUUAAGUCCCGGGCGCCACAGCUUCAUUUGGAAUAUAGAUUUUAUAAACAGUUGGGAAGUUCAGAGGGUAUUCCUCAGGUGUACUACUUUGGGCCAUGUGGGAAGUACAAUGCCAUGGUGCUGGAGCUGCUGGGGCCCAGCCUGGAAGACCUGUUUGAUCUCUGUGACCGCACUUUCUCCCUCAAGACCGUCCUCAUGAUAGCCAUACAGCUGAUAACACGGAUGGAAUUUGUCCACACAAAAAGCUUGAUAUACAGAGACGUGAAGCCAGAGAACUUUUUGGUGGGGCGGCCGGGCAGCAAGAGGCAGCACACAAUCCACAUUAUCGACUUCGGGCUGGCCAAAGAAUACAUCGACCCUGAGACCAAAAAACACAUCCCGUACCGGGAGCACAAGAGCCUGACGGGCACGGCGCGCUACAUGAGCAUCAACACACACCUGGGGAAAGAGCAAAGCAGGCGGGAUGACCUGGAGGCUCUGGGUCACAUGUUCAUGUACUUCCUGCGAGGCAGUCUUCCCUGGCAAGGCCUGAAGGCGGACACAUUGAAGGAGAGGUAUCAGAAGAUUGGCGAUACCAAGCGAGCUACCCCAAUUGAAGUGCUUUGUGAAAGCUUCCCGGAAGAGAUGGCCACAUAUCUGCGUUACGUGAGGAGGCUGGACUUCUUUGAGAAACCUGAUUAUGACUACUUACGGAAACUCUUCACGGAACUGUUUGACAGGAACGGCUACGUCUUUGAUUAUGAAUACGACUGGGUCGGCAAGCCACUUCCUACACCGGUAGGCCCCAUCCCCAGUGACACGCCCGCUCAGCCCAGCAGAGACAAAGCACAACAGCAGACCAAAAACCAGUUGCCUGAGGCCAAAGGAGAUGAGGCUCAGCGUCAGCUGUCUCCAAUGACCAAUACAGAGACACUGGGGUCACAUCUUGUGGCCGAAAGGCUGGGGGGCUCUGUCCAGGUGAUGAGCUCGACGAAUGGAGAGCUGAACACUGACGACCCGACGGCGGGACACUCCAAUGCUCCCAUCACUGCUCCCACUGAGGUGGAGGUGGCUGAUGAUACCAAGUGCUGCUGUUUCUUCAAAAUGAGAAAGAGGAAAACUCUCCAGCGGCACAAGUGAAGAGAAGACCUCGGCGGGAACUUGAAACAUUCUGCUCACUUUCAAGUUUUAAAUGGAAGCAACCACACCGAUCACCCAUCCUAUCUCCCUUUCCCAAUCUCUCUCUCUCUCCCUCGCUCUUCUCCAUCUUUCUCAGCGCUCUUCUGCUACAGGCGUGUAAAGCAAUGUUGUUGUCCUACAGACUUUGUGGGCUUCACAACAGACACUGGCUUCCAAAAGAAAGAAACCGUUAAAGUACCUGCAUAAUAAAGAGAGAACGUUUAAAAGCUGUAACAAAGAAACGCGAAUAUCGUGGCGUGAAUAGAAAAAAAUGAUACUGUUUGAAACAGUUGUUGUAUUCUAGAUUCCAUACAUAGCAUUUACUGUUCAACAGCCAUUGAUCUGAGGGAACUGUCAAUGAGUCGAGGGAAAGAAGUCUGUUCCAUAGAAAUAGUCCUUUAUUUGUGGGAUCAAGGUAAGAAGCAAGACUGAACUAUACUAAUGAUAACUCUGGAAUCACUGAGCGCAACAGGAAACACUUCAUCUAAAUCAGAAUUGGAGGAUGUUUAUGUUGAGUUUUUUAUUUAAUCCUCUGUUGUUUUCAAAGUCAACUCCCUGGAUUGAAAACAAAUGUUUGUUUUAGUGUA
Molecule: messenger RNA, 2694 nt
Organism: Salvelinus namaycush (lake trout)
Lineage: Eukaryota; Metazoa; Chordata; Actinopteri; Salmoniformes; Salmonidae
Product: casein kinase I-like
Exons: 12
Coding region: 725-2068 (447 amino acids)
Biological process (GO): peptidyl-serine phosphorylation; positive regulation of canonical Wnt signaling pathway; signal transduction
Cellular component (GO): cytoplasm; plasma membrane; nucleus
Molecular function (GO): ATP binding; protein serine/threonine kinase activity
Source: RefSeq, a predicted model, not a curated record